Molecule: messenger RNA, 1332 nt
Organism: Darwinula stevensoni
Lineage: Eukaryota; Metazoa; Arthropoda; Ostracoda; Podocopida; Darwinulidae
Source: the annotation of a GenBank genome assembly
AUGCAGUUAACAAAAUUACCACUCACUCCCGUGACGAAACAGGUGUCGAACGAAGAGGCAGAGAGUGGGAGAUACUCGGGAGUGAGCAUGUGGGCCGGAGGGCAGUUUCACUGGGGCCCGAACGAAGCCGUGCCGACUCAUCUCACGUUGUACGAUGGGAGCGUGCCGUGGGAGGAGAGGGUGGAUCUCGCUCUGUCCUGGUUCGUCGACCCGGAUCGACCGGCCAAUUUCGUCGUCUUCUACUUGGAGGAACCGGAUCACAUGGGGCACGAAUACGGACCGGAUUCUCCGGAGGUGAAGGCGACGGUGGAGGAGGUGGACGGAUUGCUCGGGUACAUGGUAUCGCGACUGCAGGCGAUGGACCUGUGGGAUAGGACUAAUCUCGUCCUCCUCUCGGAUCACGGAAUGGUCGGAGUGAAGAACGACUCGAUCGUGGAUCUGCCGUCCAUUCACGAUCCGAGUGAUUACCGGCGUGCCAGCGGCUCGCCCGUACUCCUCAUCUACCCAGAUGAAGGGAAAGAGGAGGAAGUGUAUGAAGGAUUCCUCGAUGCAUCCGCGACGGAACCAUUCUCGGUGUACAGAACGGAAAACAGUCCCGAGGAAUGGCAUUACGGACCCUCGGCCUACAUGCCACCAUUUUACGUCGUUGCAGACAAAGGAUAUGCUUUCAGUGAUGCCUUUUGGCUGGAACUUCCCGAAGACGAAAGGCACGAUACGUACGGGAUGCACGGAUACAACAAUUCCUUCCCCGAGUUGCAGACCUACAUGAUGGCCCACGGACCGGCAUUCAAGAAGGGCUACGAGUCGCCAGAGGGUGCCGUUUUCGACAAUGUCGAUAUCUACCCUUUGCUCUGUCACCUCCUGGGAAUCCAAGCCCGCCCUAACAACGGAACGCUGGAGCACUCUCUGGACUUGCUGCUGCCGACAUCCUCCCGAAGCGGGGAGCCUCCCGACUCGCCGUCCGCCUCUCUCGACGGCUCGCCAUCGACUGCGGGUUCCGUAGCGCUGAUCGCUGGGGUCGUGGCGGCUGGGGUCGCUGUGGCGCUUUCGCUCGCCGCUCUGGUCGUGUACGUGAGACGGCGGAGGAGGGAAGCGCCGAUGGCUCUGAGGCCAUCUGCUGCCGAUUCCACUUCCGGCUUGGUUCCUUUGGAUGCCAUUAGUCUUGGUUUCAGGCACCCAAACCUGGAGGCGUGACAUCGCACGAUGGUCUUCCCGCGAGGCUGGACACGUACCCCAACACUGCGGCAGGGAAUCAUAUUUCGCACGCUUUUAAUGCAACCUGCAAUUUGUUGUAUAAAAAUGGGAGUUUCUGGUGUUAUGCGUUUACUGCCA